This is a messenger RNA of Hydractinia symbiolongicarpus, 2343 nucleotides long. RefSeq names its product transcription initiation factor TFIID subunit 5-like. The record is from RefSeq and is a predicted model, not a curated record. Gene Ontology annotation, biological process: transcription initiation at RNA polymerase II promoter. Gene Ontology annotation, molecular function: protein binding; RNA polymerase II general transcription initiation factor activity. The transcript is spliced from 23 exons. Gene Ontology annotation, cellular component: transcription factor TFIID complex. Lineage: Eukaryota; Metazoa; Cnidaria; Hydrozoa; Anthoathecata; Hydractiniidae. The coding region runs from base 90 to 2075 and encodes 661 amino acids.
CACUAUUUCUAGGUCCCUGAGUUUAAGGUGAUUAUUAUACAAUUUAAAAAAUAAGAACAUAGCUAAACAAAUAAAUUACAAUUUUUAAAAUGUCUGGUGCAAGUAACCUUGAUGAUGAAAAACAAUCUUUGUUGGCUGUCUUACAGUUCUUAAAGAAAAAGAAUUUAAAGGGUGCUGAAGAAGCCCUCAGGAAAGAAACCGGUCUCGAUUCUGUUUCAACUGAGACUCACACAACUACCGAAAAUGAACCUGAUCUUUCUAAUGUGUUAUCAGAGUAUGAAAGUGAUGCUGAUCCGUUACGGUAUGAAGAGUACUAUCAAGGACUUCAAGAGUUUGUUGAUAAAAGUCUUGAUAUUCAUAAACAUGAAUUGUCUCUCGUCCUUUACCCAGUGUUCGUGCAUCUCUAUCUUGAAUGUGUUUACAAAGGUUACGUUACAGAGGCGGAAAAGUUUUAUAUAAAGUUUAGCAAGUUUCAGGAAAGCUACCGGCAAGAAGAUCUUGAGAAGUUGCGUAUGCUGAAACAGCGUGAUCAUAUGCAUACAAAGAAUGAAUAUUUAAACUUAUUCAGGAGUAACAAAUAUGUCAUUAAAAUGGCGAGAGAAUCAUUUAAUGUAUUGAAAAAGUAUCUACAAUUGCAGAAACAAGACGUCCUGUUAAACCUGAUUCAACAGCAUUUUCAUUUGGAUGUAUUUGAUGGCCGACCUCGAAGCAAGCGAACUAUUGAAGCCACCACCGGUUAUUUAACUGGAGAAGCUCCACCUGAUGCAAACAAAUCGAAAGUUUUCUUUGGAUUACUUCAUGAUCCUGAGUUAUUAGCAGCUCUGGCUGAUGACGGUGAUAGUGAUGAAGACAAAGAUGAAGUGGCAAUGGAUAAUAAAGAGAAACCGAAAAAAAAGAAAUCAAAGAGAGAUGAUGCAAAAAAACGCCAUGCUACCGAUCCGAAUGCACCGAAGCCAGAUCGUAUACCGUAUCCAAAAUUAAAAGAUAGUGAAAAGAGAUGGAAGUUAGCAAUGUACAAAGAUAUUAGCCGACGCUUACAUGUUGCCCCGGAUAAAAUUCCUUCAGUUUGUUUUUACACAUUUCUCCACACACAAGAAGGGUUGAACUGUGUUGAUAUAAGUGAGGAUUCUUCACUCAUCGCGUCUGGUUUUGAUGACUCCACUGUUCGAAUUUGGACGUUAACGCCCAAGAAAUUGCGCAUGUUAAAAACAGUGAACGAACUUGCGAAAAUCGACAAAGAAGCCGAUGAUGUUUUGGAAAGAAUACUAAGCGAUAAGUCUGCUGUUGAGAGUCGCACCAUGUGUGGCCAUUCUGGACCUGUGUAUGGUCUUAGCUUCAAUCGUGAGAAAAGCUUUCUUGCUUCAGGUUCGGAAGACGGGACAGUACGAUUAUGGAGCUUGCACACGUUCACGAAUGUCGUUGCAUUGAAAGGACAUUUGUAUCCUGUGUGGGAUGUCAAGUUCUCACCUCGUGGGUACUAUUUUGUCUCUGGUUCGUAUGACCGCACCGCUCGAUUAUGGUGUACUGAGAAUGCUCAUCCUCUUCGAAUAUUUGCAGGACAUUUAUCUGAUGUGAAUGUGGUAGAUUUUCAUCCGAACGGUAACUAUGUUGCGACGGGUUCUGCUGACCGAACUGUCCGAAUUUGGGACUUGCACUCGGGAAGUUCUGUUAGGUUAUUUACAGGACAUAAGGCUGGUGUACAGAGCGUUCGAUUCUCACCAGACGGACGCCAUCUCGUUUCAUCAGGAGCGGAUAAUCGUGUGUUGUUAUGGGACAUCGGUGAAGCCGCACCACUGGCAGAUUUUGAAGGACAUACGGCCAAUGUUCACUCCCUGUGUUUUAGUAGAGAGGGGCAUAUGCUUGCAACAGGAGGUAUGGACAACUGUGUAAAACUUUGGGAUGUGAAAGCGGCUUCUCACAUGGAUGAUGAUAACGAUGGCAUUUCAUCAAGUUCUUCCACUCAGAAAUCGUUUGAGCUAGCAUCAUUCGUGACGAAGUCUACACCAGUUCACCAUUUACAUUUCACUCGAAAAAAUUUGUUACUCGCUUCAGGUCCAUUUAUGCCUCCGACAUAAUUUCUGCAGUGUGAAGUGUCACAUAUCACAUUUAGCAGUUUUUACUGCUUGAUUUUCAGCAUGUCAGGUAUUAUACUACGUGUCUUCAUCAAUAAAAUUAAAAAUUCAAAGUGUGGUUUUGCCGUAUGGCGUUGAAUUCAAAAAGUUGAAUGCAAGGUUUACGAGAAAAUACCGUUACAUCGAAUCGCUUGACGUCAAAGUGCACAGGACAUAAAUUUAUGUAUGAAAUGUUCUUACUUAUAUGUUUGAAAACAAAUUUUCAUUCACA